AUGUCUCGCAACAACUCCGUCGGCGCUCUCCAGGGCUUCUCAAUCUGCCAACCAUUCCUUGGCGCCUCCCUGCAGUUCUACCCUGCUUUGGGUACCCAGCAACUUGACGACCUCAUCAAUGCCUAUUUUCCUGGACCCGCCUCCAUCAAAGAGAAGAGGGCCACCGUUUCGAUGGACUUCUUUGAGUACUCCCAACUUACAGGAGAAACCUUUAAGUAUUAUCCCGUCGUGACACAGGCAGUGUCUGCCCGGUCUAGCCCCGUGCAGGAUUCCGGCUACGACUCCAACUUCGUUUCCCCUGUCAUUUCGGACUGGAGCUGGUCCCAUUCGACGCCAAGCACUGUGUCCGUGUCAACUCCUACUUCGGUAGCCCAGGAGACGAAGCCCACAAAGAUCACAAAGAAGAGUGCUUCUGCUGCCGCCAAAUCACAAGCCAGCGACUUCUCUCAUCUCCCAGGAAUGAAGAUCAUGACCAAGGAUGGCCGCGAUGUCACCAAUUCUGCUUCUCGCGGCUGCAAGACGAAGGAGCAACGGGAUCACGCACACCUCAUGCGCAUCAUCAAGGCCUGUGAUGCUUGCAAGAAGAAGAAGGUCCGGUGCGACCCAAGCCACAAGAAGCGUACCGCAGCUGCGCAGGCGCAACCCGCCACCCCAGCUCGGCUAGCGAAGAAAGCCAGAACCUCGACUGUACCAGGUACUAGUACUGUCAAAGACCGACAAUCGCAGCAUAACAUAUCUCCGUCCUUGUUUACUGAGCCGAUCUUACCUGCUCUUGAGGUUGCCGACACAUCUUUCGACUUUUCCGAAUCCUGGGAGUCCUUCGUACAGUAUGACGACGAGGCCGUCAAUGUCACCCCCUUCGACUACGACUUCUUCUUCGACCCCGCGGGCCAUCUCUCUCCACAGUCAAACCGUUCGCCCGCGACGCCCUCCGCCACUUUCGAUCAACUACAAGCCAACCGCGACAUCCUCCAAACUGUCUCUGUCGCCGAUUCGUUCGAGAAUGCCGCACUACGUCCACCGACGCUACCGUACCUGGAUGCUUCAGGACCGGCCAACAACUACGUCGAUUUCAGCUUGUACUCUCCUGAGCCGAGCUUCUUGGACGACGACUCUGCUUUGGUCAACGAAAUUGGUGCCUCCAACUUUGGUCAGGCUUCGUCUUUGCGCCCAAGCUUGACCCAAGAUCGCCGGUCUGUAAGCCUACACGAUGCCGAGACAGGCAACCUGGCCCAAAGAGCUGCGGUCAGCACAGCUGGUUCCGGCGCCUUGACAUUACCGCAACUCCUCGAAACUGCCUAUGUGGAUCAUGGGCAUAUCUUACCAUCAGGUGGAAGAGCACUCCCCUCAUUUUCAGAGAUUGAAAAUGUCUCACUGGUGCGCACUUCUGACUGCCUAACUUCAAUGUUCACGCUGACAGUGGAACAGAACCUUGGCGCCUCCUCCACCAUCCGUCCAGAUGCCUGCCGAAGCCGGUCAGCACAAUCACCGCUGCUGACAUAUGGCAGUCAUGAUGGAGCCCUAUCGCACCAGUCCGCCAGCGACGUUACUACGAGACUGACCUCUGCCCGCGCUGCGCUGGCCAGUAGUUCCAACACGUCACUAGCAAUCGCACAAGGCGGAAGCUUCAACGCGUCUCCGGUUCGAGCAGUGCCAAGCCAAGUACCGCUACCCACCAUUGCUUCUUCAGAUCGCUUCUCGACACUGUUCGAGGAGCAGUCUUAUUACGCGACUACCACGGCGACAAUUUCUGGUGAGAGCGUUGGCGAGACCACGGCCACGCCAGCACGUGGCGCGCCGGUUGCCAGCACAUCGUCGGCGAUUAGUCGUGGCACGUCUGCGCCGCUCAGCUCCCGGUCUUCGCUCACUAAGGUGACUGGAGUGCAAAGCGCGAUUGAGGCCAUGGUCGGCGAUCAUGUAGUAAUCGCAUGUCGCGCUCUUGUCGAUCAGCUGUCCAUGACACAGGCACUAUUGUCUGCAGUACUGAUUGUGGCAGUUUUUGGCAAGAUUGGCACUUCACUGGAAGCCCGAGCACUUGCUGGUGGCCUUGUCCAGAUCCUCUUUGGCCUCGUUAUGUAUGAGGCCUACUACCCUUACUCAAGUCUCCAUGGCUUGAGACCGCAACAGAGCCGUCUCAGUACCACGCCAAAGCCGCAAGGCUUCAGCGACAGCGCGAGGCUACUCUCCUGCGUCAGCACGAGACUACGACACACCCGUCGCCAGAUUGCCGCGGAAAACCCCCGGGCGAGCCCGGCAGUUGAGCCCAGGCUUCUGCGCUUCGCGCAAGUGCUCUAA
Colletotrichum aenigma is the source of this 2295-nucleotide messenger RNA. RefSeq lists its product as uncharacterized. The transcript has a single exon. The record is from RefSeq and is a predicted model, not a curated record. Lineage: Eukaryota; Fungi; Ascomycota; Sordariomycetes; Glomerellales; Glomerellaceae. Bases 1 to 2295 code for a protein of 764 amino acids.